AUGGAGCAAUAUCCGCUGCUGCGGGUUGACGAUACCUUUGCGAACCUUAACGGCGGAGAAGCUUUCAGCACAUUGGACUUGAGAAACGCCUAUAAUCAGCUGCCCCUUGACGAGGACUCGAAGAGGCUAGUCGUUUUUAACACGCACAAGGGUCUCUACUGUUUCAACAGGCUGCCGUUCGGAGUGUCGUCAGCGCCAGCAAUCUUCCAACGGCGCAUGGAGGCCGUGCUCAGCGGGAUCCCCGGCGUGCAGGUAUAUCUGGACGACAUAAUUGUAUCGGAAAAGGCAAACGACUGCAGGAUCCUAGAGCAAGGGCUACAGCGCCUGAGGGAACACGGCCUGCGCCUACGACGGGAGAAAUGCAAGUUCAGGCAAGAGCAAGUCGCCUUUCUCGGACACUGCAUCGACAGACACGGCCUACGCCCCAAAAGCGACAACAUCACGGCCCUGCUCGACGCCCCCCAGCCCACUUCGGGCUGCCCGCAGUACCUGACAGAGUCCGAGGAGCGUUUCCGGCCGUUCUUCCAGAAAAAGGAUAAGCUGACGGUUCCAGCGCCAUGGCCAGAAACGGGCCGGAAAUGGUCUCGAGUGCACAUCGACUACGCAGGCCCCGUCGAAGGGCACAUGCUACUGGUGGUCGUAGAUGCUGAAACAAAGUAG
Rhipicephalus microplus (southern cattle tick) is the source of this 660-nucleotide messenger RNA. RefSeq lists its product as uncharacterized. The record is from RefSeq and is a predicted model, not a curated record. NCBI's taxonomy places the organism in Eukaryota, Metazoa, Arthropoda, Arachnida, Ixodida, Ixodidae.